Mercenaria mercenaria is the source of this 2761-nucleotide messenger RNA. RefSeq lists its product as uncharacterized. The transcript has 14 exons. The coding region runs from base 230 to 2761 and encodes 843 amino acids. The record is from RefSeq and is a predicted model, not a curated record. Gene Ontology annotation, molecular function: nucleic acid binding; ATP binding; protein binding. NCBI's taxonomy places the organism in Eukaryota, Metazoa, Mollusca, Bivalvia, Venerida, Veneridae. Gene Ontology annotation, biological process: signal transduction; regulation of apoptotic process. Gene Ontology annotation, cellular component: cytoplasm.
GUUCGGACGAUUCAGUUUUUCAACAGCUUAUCAGUUAAUAUUAUUUUGCUGUGAAUAAGAAAGCGUUAAGAGUGAAAUUAUAUUUCUUCCUGUUGAUAUUCUCAAGCUGUAGAUAUCUGAAACGGAAAUAAACAAUAUUGAUAGAAAAAAUGCUGAUUUUUGGCAAAACUACUGUUUUACUUUCGUUUUGAAACCGAAAGUAGCCUUACAGAACUAGGCGCUCUCAGUUAUGGCAACUGAAGGCAAUGAAAGAUAUCUCCGCUACUAUCUACUCAUUGGAAAAGGAGGACUAUUAAUAUUGAGAGGAAUACUAGAAAGGGAGACAAACAAUACGGGCAGAACACUUGACAUUUUGUUAAAGGAGAAUGAACCCCUCUUUAAACGCAGACUGCCGCGGUCAGGUUAUAUGAAGCUCUAUCCGAGAGAUGGAAUCCUAGAUGUAUGCACUUGGGACAUAACACUUUCAACGACGGUUAUUCUACAGCUUUUUCGGACAAGUCUCACCAUAGAAGAAAGUAAUGCAAUUACAAAUCUUAGAGACUUGAGAAACGAGGUGGUACAUGAUUCAUCAACUUCCAUGGAUAAAAUGGCUUACGAAAAGUGUACAAAAGAACUGGAAGCCAUACUGUUAAAGCUGUGUGAAGGACUGAAUCGCUCAAUCCGUGAUGAAUGCCAUUAUGUCAUUAAAGAGUGUUCAACUGGCCCAAUAGAAAAAAGGAAAGAAAACAGCGGAGAUGAAGAAAUUGUUAAUGCAGAUCUCGGUUCAGAAAAACUUGAAUUUGCACCAGAGAAGUUACCAGCAGUGCUGGCAAGAAUAGCAACUGAAAAGGAUCUUCAACGUGUUGCUAUGUCAGUUGGAUCUAACUGGGAAAUGCUGGGGCCAUACCUUUUAAAGCAAAAUGCCAUGGCUAAAGUAGAACAGAUAAAAGCAGAUCAUCCACAUAAAACUGAAAUGCGUAUAUAUAACCUGCUUCUAACAUGGAGGGAACAUGCUGCACCAGAUACAACACUUUGUCAUUUAUUCCAUCAGAUGCUUCAAGUUGGUACCUCUGUGGCUGUAGAAUGGCGGACUAUAGCAAAAUACCUAGAUAUUGAUGAAAGAGACAUAAGAGCAUGUAAAAAGGGUUAUCAACCACCUGUACAGGAGCGCUCUACCAAUCCAUCAGUCCCGGGUAAAAAGGGUUAUCAACCACCUGUACAGGAGCGCUCUACCAAUCCAUCAAUCCCGGGAAUAUCUAGGGAUAUUGAGAUCAGAGUCCGAGACUUACGUGAGGAAAUAGUUAGGUGUAUUAAAGAACCUACCAUAGUGUCACAUCUCGAGGCACGGUCAGUCAUAUCUACAGAGGACAGUUCCAGAAUAAAGAACCUGUACUUGAGGGACGAAACAUACAAGGCAGGAGAAGAUCUUCUAGAAUGUGUCCUCAGUUCAAGGGAGCCUGGGAAAUGGAAGUCAUUUCUAGAUGCGCUGGAGAGUGCAGAUUAUCAUCAUCUGAAGGCAUUGCUGUUGUCCAAUAACAAUUUUGAUGAAUUUUCUGCUCAUGUCAAAACAGUUAUGCGUUUGUUUACACCGUAUCUUGAAAAGAUAGUUAUUGCAAAAGAGUUCGUGUCAGAGCUGAGAGCGAGAGAUGUUAUCAAUGGAGCUGAUGAAGAAGUUAUUCUGGCUAUGUUUGCAAAUAAAGGCGAUAUAUAUUCAACUAUGGUUCUGCUUGAAAGAAUGCAAUGUCGAGUUGCACCUCAGAAAUGGUAUUACGACUUCCUUGAUGUCCUUAUGAAGAAAGGUCAUCAACAAAUAGUACAGGAGAUGGAGCCAGACUUUAUAGCAAACCCAUCGUCGUUUAUGCCACAGUCAGAUUUUGUACAGCAAUACAUGGACACAGCUGAUCAAAGUGCGCCCCCACCAAUACCACCACUGAGGCAGGAUUUGUUAAUUUAUUCACGAAACAGUAAACAAGGAGAAAACAAUACACUUUAUCAGACAAGGAUAGAAGAGAUCAUGAAUGAGGGCAACGAUGACGAGGAGGUUUCCACUCCAUAUAAGUCCGAUUAUGAAGAAGUAGAAGCUCAGAUUGAAGCUAUUUCUGCACACGCACCGUUAAAAUUGCGAAAAUACCAGUUAGAACUAGCAGAAAAUGCUAUACUAGGGAGAAAUACUAUCAUCUGUGCAGAGACUGGAUCUGGUAAACCUUUGGUUGCCUUGCAUAUUAUACAGAAACAUCUGCAACAAACUGGAAAGGGUCCAAGGAAAGUUGUGUUCAUGGCAAAUACAGGUGUUCUCACUAAACAACAGUCUGACAUGUUUCAAGCUUAUCUUCCAGCGUUUAAGACAAAACUGAUCACAGAAGAUGAUGAUGGCUCAAGAAUGGUGAACGUGUUUGUAGAAAAUUAUGACAUUCUUUGUUUAACACCACAAAUCCUAGUAAAUAAUCUGGAAGACAAGGUUAUAAAAAGCUUGUCAGAAUUUUCUCUAUUUAUUCUUGAUGAAUGCCACCGCACGAUAGUCGAGGGGCCUUACAGUUUACUGAUGAGAAAGUAUAUGGUUGAAAAAAACCAGACAGGAAAUGAAAUGCCACAGGUGGUCGGAUUGACAGCAUCAAUAGGUGUAGACAAAUCUAGAACGGACCAGGAAGCAGUUGAAUAUAUUCUAAGAGUGUGCGCAUGUUUAGAUGUAAGACUUCUAUCAACCGUAGAGAGGAAUUUGACGGAGCUGAAGAAACAUAUUAAUAUGCCUGAUGAAGGUUUAAAAUUUUUGUUUUUACUCUAA